Molecule: messenger RNA, 540 nt
Organism: Microsporum canis CBS 113480
Lineage: Eukaryota; Fungi; Ascomycota; Eurotiomycetes; Onygenales; Arthrodermataceae
Product: ORM1
Exons: 3
Coding region: 1-540 (179 amino acids)
Biological process (GO): intracellular sphingolipid homeostasis; ceramide metabolic process; negative regulation of ceramide biosynthetic process
Cellular component (GO): endoplasmic reticulum membrane
Source: RefSeq, a predicted model, not a curated record
AUGAGUCAGGUCAGGACAGGACGGAGAAGGAGGUCCAGCAGUAUCAUAUACCAGGAACCCCCAGAAUCUAUAGAACAUACAAAUGACCAGGCUGCUCUACCAAACCUGAAUGCGAAUUGGGUUAAUGCAAAAGGUGCCUGGACCAUCCACUUUGUCUUGAUCAUAGCGUUAAAGAUAUUUUACGAUAUCAUACCGGGCGUAUCCCAAGAGACCUCAUGGACGCUCACCAACAUAUCCUACAUGUUCGGCUCGUUUCUCAUGUUCCACUGGGUGAGAGGGGUGCCUUUUGAAUUCAACGGUGGAGCCUAUGAUAAUCUCAACAUGUGGGAGCAAAUCGACAAUGGCGACCAAUAUACCCCGGCCAAGAAAUUCCUUUUAAGCGUCCCGAUCAUCCUCUUUCUCCUGAGUACGCAUUACACACAUUAUGACUUGACAUAUUUCAUUAUCAACUUCUUAGCUGUUCUCGGAGUUGUCAUCCCAAAGCUACCCAUAUCACAUCGCAUGCGAAUAGGAUGGUUGGCGGAUGACCCGGAAGAUUAA